Camponotus floridanus (Florida carpenter ant) is the source of this 2969-nucleotide messenger RNA. RefSeq lists its product as uncharacterized. Bases 70 to 2778 code for a protein of 902 amino acids. The transcript is spliced from 14 exons. The record is from RefSeq and is a predicted model, not a curated record. NCBI's taxonomy places the organism in Eukaryota, Metazoa, Arthropoda, Insecta, Hymenoptera, Formicidae.
GAAUUGGACGUCCCGAGGCGAGCGAGUGGAGCGGCCUGUGUGGAACAGCCGGUAAACGAAUAUUUCACGAUGUUUAAACGGCCUGAGGACAAGGAAGAUUGUCGUGUAUCUGCGAAAAGGGCGAGAUUCGAGGCUCCCGGAAGAAAUCCGCAGCAUAGCAACGCAAAAGAAAUUCCUGAGAGCAAAAAUGCGCAGCAUGACGAUCUUUGGGGUGAUGAUUUCGCCGAAGAGGAAAUCCAAGAAUUGGAUCUGAUUGCAUCUCAAUGUUCGCAGACAAGCAAUAUAUUAGACAGUUUCAAACCUUUUGAAAGUGGCUCGCACUCAGUGAAAUCAGACUUGCCAGAGAGACCAUCCAAUAUUGCCUGCAGUGAAACAUCAUGUUUAAAAUUACAACCUAUGGAAAAAUCUAAUUUGUAUACAGUAAACAAGAAUAUACAAGGCAAGAGUCAGGAUAUUCCGGAUGUUAAUUAUUCUCAAUUUAAAAAUAAAUUAAUAAAUAGAGGAAAUCACAAUUCAACAUUCCAGAGAGAAAGUAACUUUAUUCAGGUGUCAGAUGAUAAGGAAUUGGAGAAAUUAAAAAAUGAAAAUAAAAAGUUACUGAAUGACUUUAUAACCAAAGAUGGUGAAACUGUAUACUUACGACAGCAAUUACAGCAAAUUCAGUUACGAACUGAAAAUGAAAAAUUAGAAAAGUUGCGUUUAAUUGAAGAACAAGCAAAUAAUCAUAGAUUAGAAAUCAGCAGAAUUUAUAAAGAAAAAGAGCAGUUGAAAACACAAUUAGAAUUACAAAAUCUAGAAAUAGGAAAUCUUCAGGAGCGUUGUAAACGAUUAGAGUUUGGAAAUGUUAAAUUAGAAGAACCACAAACAUUGUAUAUGAAUACUUCUUUUAAAAGUAAAUGCAAUACUUCAAUUAAUCGAUCGAUAAAUAUGAAAAGUUCAAUUAAAGAAGUAUGUGUACAAGCUGAUCUUUACAAGAAAACCAAUUAUCAACUUCAGACAUGUAGUACUUAUUUUCCACUUGCGGGAAUUUCAGAAUUAAUGUUUGAAGCAUCAUUACCAGAAAAACCUAUUAUUAAUAUCAAGGUCAUAGAAAAGACUGGAAGGAGAAAUUUACCUAUUUUGCAAGAAGAAGAAACAUUUAGGAUUUUUGAAAAUCCCGAUUUGGUAAAACCGGUAAUUACUAUAGUAGAUGAAAAAAAAUUGACAAUAGAAUUUGUUUUACCUGAAAUUGCAGCCAUUGAGAGGAAAGCUAAUAUUGAAAUAGAAUCAGAAAAAUGUAUACCAAUAAUUAAUAAGCUAGUUUUGACCGCAAGGGAGUUAAUGCUGAAUGUUGUAGAGAUUUUACGAAUGAUUUUUCAAGCUAUGAGAAAUGAUGAUAUUCGAGAUAUGAAUGAUUUAUAUUUUUCUAAUGUCUAUGAGAAUCAUAAUAUUUGUAUCAAGUCUGAAUGCGAAGCAAACGCAUGGCAUGAAGGAGAACGCGGUAUCGAGGCGAGAAGAUUACUCGGUGCACUUUCACAUAUCAGUUUGGAAUCAUCAUAUUUAAGCAAUUACUUGGCAGGAAAAUCGUUACUGCUCACACAUAAUGAUGAGUGCUAUAAUCGUUAUUUACCACAAAUGGCUCGUUAUAAUGCAUGGUCGAAAAGAAAUCACGAAUUUGAAAUUCUUGAGAUCAUUCUAGAAUGCGUUACUUUAAUAGGGCGUGUUAGAAGAUCUCAUCAAUUUACUGGUCUUAUAAAUGCAAUAAUAAAAGUACUGUGUAAUGUACAACGGAAAAUAGGUUACUGUAAGAAAGGAUUAGAAUACAUUUGUCUUAUUUUCAAAGAGCUUGUAUUCUCAAGGCCACUAUCAAUCUGUUAUGUUUCAUUAGUAGAUUUUCUAAUGAUUUUCAGUAAAUGCUACACUGAAUUUGUACCAAAACUCUGCAGUAAUUCACAAUCAAUGGCAGUAAAAGGUUGGAAAGGUGCUUUACAUUUUACACCAGAUGCUUGUGUUUUACAAAUUCUUAUGAUGCAACUAGAGCACUUUCAUCCAGAUUUUCUCACUAUUAUAAAUAUAACCUAUGGAUUAAUAUCGUCUGUAUGGGAUAUUUUGCAGACAAAUAAUAAUUCAUUAAGGAUUGAAAAUUCAGAAUCGUGUAACUGUUAUAUGAAAUUAUUACGAAUUACAAUUAAUAUGUUGAAAAAAUCUUCUGAAACCAAAUUAGAUAUAAUCAAUAAUACUGAGUGGCAGAAUUCAUUUUCUGCUACUAAAAAAUGUUAUAUCUUAAAGAAAAUUAAUUAUAAAAAUUAUACAUGUCAGACAAAAUGUAGCAGGCAGAGUAUUGAAAAUGAUCUGUCUGAUACAUACCCUGAAAAAUUGGAUCAAAAUUUUUGGCUUGGUAUAAAAAAGAUUCAACACAAAAUAUUAAAAGAGGGCAUCAAAUUUCUAUCUCAUCUCGCAAUUUGUAAUCCAGAAUUUCUUACCUAUUCAUCCGACAUGGAAGAUAUGUUUAAUUUAUUUAUACGAAACAUUGCUUUCUUCGAUGACUUGAUACUUCAUGAAAAUGAACGAGAAGCAUUAGAUAUUAUAAAAAUUACACUGUUUAAUAAAAGUAUACAAAGUGAAGCUGAAAUACCCCAUGAAGAUAUACAUGUUUAUCAAUUGAACAUUAGAAAUUUUAAAAAGAAGAUUGUUCCUGGAACCAAGAGAGAUCAUGUUGAAACAAUUAAAGAUUAUAAUAGAAUAUAUAUGACUAUUAAAGCACUGUACAAUUCUAAAUCAAAAUAUAAAGAGAAUUAAAUUUAUAAAAUUCUCAAGAGAGAUUGUAUCCUCAUGUUUGUAUAUAUUUAUAUACACACACAUAUAUACACAUAUGUAUAUGUGUUGUUAGUGUGUUUUUCUGCAAGCAAAAUGACAUUAUCAAUACUAUGUCCGAUAUAACUGUGACAUAAUGUCAUGUGUUCAAGCAUUAUACAAGUAUAUAAACUAUC